Physella acuta is the source of this 671-nucleotide messenger RNA. Its product is annotated as C-type lectin lectoxin-Thr1-like. NCBI's taxonomy places the organism in Eukaryota, Metazoa, Mollusca, Gastropoda, Physidae. The record is from RefSeq and is a predicted model, not a curated record.
UUUUCCUAAUAGACGAUGCUAAAUUACCAGAAGCAUUAAUGUUUAAACAAAUGAAGAUUUAUUGUUGACAGUUGAAUACAACAAACACACUUGUUGUAUGCUGAUUACCAAUACGUCCUCAAUUAACGAUUAACGUAAGAAUGGAGAAAAUUCAAGUGCUGUAAAUGUAUAGAUUUAAACACAUUGGGUUUAGCGAUUCAUUCAACACAUAUGUGUUAAUAGUGUUGGUGUUUUGUCUAAAGCUGCAAGUAACAAUUGGUUCGACCACAGGUGAAAAAAAAAUAAACAGAGGCGGAUUUUCAUAUACUCUACAUACUACUAACAAUACAUGGGAUGACGCUGAAGUGUAUUGUAGAGACGUCGUUAAUGGUAGAUUAGCUAAAAUAGCCAACAAGGAAACAGCAGAAGACAUUGCUAAAAUGUUUUCUCCUCCUUCCAUUCCAGCUUGGAUAGGUGCUAACAACAUAGCGAGCGGACAAUACCAGUGGGCUCAGGACUCCCGGCUUGUAGAUGGUAUCUUCUGGGCGCCGGGUGAACCGGAUUUAGGUGAUCCCAACAGUUGCGUUUGUUUGGCCCAAUCGGCUCUAUUUUACGAUGAGCUGUGUACAAGCACACGACCGUUCAUAUGUCAGAAAAUCGGUGAAGAUCCGACGACAACUAUAGGUAAAUGA